Molecule: messenger RNA, 807 nt
Organism: Closterium sp. Naga37s-1
Lineage: Eukaryota; Viridiplantae; Streptophyta; Zygnematophyceae; Desmidiales; Closteriaceae
Source: the annotation of a GenBank genome assembly
AUGGACGUCUCAACAUGUGGUGCAUCCCAGUCCUGCCUGCCAAGGCAUGGUGGUGCAUCCCGUCCCAAGGGAGGUGCUCUGCCAGCAACAGUCCCGCCUGCCAAAGGAGGUGCUCUGCCGGCAACAGUUCCGCCUGCCAAGGGAGGUGCUCUGCCAGCAACAGUCCCGCCUGCCAAGGGAGGUGCUCUGCCAGCAACAGUCCCGCCUGCCAAGGGAGGUGCUCUGCCAGCAACAGUCCCGCCUGCCAAGGGAGGUACUCUGCCAGCAACAGUCCCGCCUGCCAAAGGAGAUGCUCUGCCAGCAACAGUCCCGCCUGCCAAGGGAGGUGCUCUGCCAGCAACAGUCCCGCCUGCCAAGGGAGGUGCUCUGCCAGCAACAGUCCCGCCUGCCAAGGGAGGUGCUCUGCCAGCAACAGUCCCGCCUGCCAAGGGAGGUGCUCUGCCAGCAACAGUCCCGCCCUCCAAAGGGUGCUUCAACCCAGAGCGGGGCUCUGCGACAGUGGCUCUCAGGGGGCAUAGGAUUGGGGGCAUAGCAGAUGCAGGCAGGCUCUUUCACACUCGCCACUUCCUGACCCCUCAGUGGGCGCGUGUCUCAGUGGAGGAGGAGGAGGAGCAGCGUGGAGGAGACAAGCCGGAUCAGGAAAACGACCUCCGAGCAGCAGCAGCAAAAGCCGCAGGAGCAGUAGCAGUAGGAGGAAAGGGAGGGGGCAGAAGAGGGGGAGGAGGAGACUGUGUCGCUGUGCAGCAUGGUAAGCCCAGAGACGCGCUGAAGUUCAUCCCAGGAAGGUGCAGUGCGAGUGAGGAGUGA